Coregonus sp. 'balchen' is the source of this 8286-nucleotide messenger RNA. NCBI's taxonomy places the organism in Eukaryota, Metazoa, Chordata, Actinopteri, Salmoniformes, Salmonidae. The record is from the annotation of a GenBank genome assembly.
AUGUCCUCAGAUGAAGGGGAUCCGAGCAGUCCAGUUCUGCCAGGGGACUCAGAUCAGGGCAGCUCGGUCUCCUCUGAGCUGCAGGUAACAAAGCACUUCCUUUUACAGAUUUAUGGAGAGGUGUUCAUAAAGGGAAAUACAGGACUUCAUGUUUAAAAACUCAUCAGUCGACUGUUUUGAUGAGGUUGCAAUGGAAACAUGCAGUAUAUACACGGUUGUCACUAGUUACCACAGCCACAAAGUCAAUAUCGUAAAAAUGCAUGAAAACUAAAAUUAGCUUUUUGGUCUUAAUUGAAGGUUAUGGUUAGGCAAUAAAGUAAGCAGUGUGGUUAAGGUAGGUUCAAAAUCAGAUUUUAAGAAGAUAAAUUGUUGAAAUAGGUGGCCCCGUGUAGCUCAGUUGGUAGGGCAUGGCAUUUGCAACGCCAGGGUUGUGGGUUCGUUUCCCACGGGGGGCCAGUAUGAAAAAAUUUAUGCACUCACUAAACUGUAAGUCGCUCUGGAUAAGAGCGUCUGCUAAAUUACUAGAAUGUAAAUGUAAAAUGUUUAGCGAUAAUUAUGACUUUGUGGCUGUGGUAACUAGUGACAACCUAUGCAAGGAGCACUUUAUUCACAAUUCAAUGUCUCUUUGCAUAUUAUGGACAGGAUGAAUAUGAAGAACUUCUCCGCUACGCAGUGGUCACUCCUAAGUAUGACCCGCAGCCCGCCGCUCAACUGCAGCUUCUGAGCGCCUCACAACUGUCUGCGGAUGGACAGAGUUCCCGUGGAAAUGAUGACGCAAGGUUCCAUCCCUCAGCAGGUACAGUGGGCCGCUGCUCACCCACACACUCGUUACACUAAGCCGCUCUGACAGACACACAGCUUGAGGCACUCCACAUUGCUCCCUUCAAAUGAUCAACUGUCAUAAAGGAUUUGGGUUCUGUCGUGCUUUACGUCUUUCUGUUAAGAAAUGCUCCUCUCUCUGUCGCAGUCUUUUAACCCGAGCACACAUAGCCUCGAUUGCACCAAGCCCAACAAGCUGUUGAAUGUUCCAUGUGUAUUUCACAAGUACCCAAACACUUGACAUGGAGAGAUGAACUGCUUGAUGAUAGCCAAGACCUGUCCCAAAACACAGACUGAGAGGCAUUGACACUACUACGGCCCUAUGUAGCUCAGUUGGUAGAGCAUGGCGUUUGCAACGCCAGGGUUGUGGGUUCAAUCCCCACGGGGGGGCAGUAUGACAAAAGUAUGAAAAUGUAUGCACUCACUAAUUGUAAGUCGCUCUGGAUAAGAGCGUCUGCUAAAUGACUAAAAUGUAAAAUGUACUAGGUACUCUAUUUAAGAUCAGAAGAACCAUUCGUUCUCUUCCGCAAGCAAGCGUACACCCAGCUUACAAACAGUCUAUCUGUCUUUUCUCCAGACCACGGCAUUCUCAGUUGUAGAGCUUAAACUGUCAUGGAGUAGUGCACUGGGAUGGAAAAGCAGGCAGGAUGUUGUGUGCCUGAUUGGUAAUGACAUGCUGGCAUCCUGCCCAAACUGCUCUUUAGAGUGCAGACUUUUUUUCUUCUCUCUGCAGGAUUUAAUUAAGAUAUUGACAUAAAUGCAUUCCUGGAUGAAGAGACAGAGUUUUCUUAUUUAGCAUUCUUACCAUCACACACUCUCUCUAUCUCUCUCUCUCUGUUUCUCUCUCACUCUUUCUAUCUCUGGCUCUCUCUGCCUCUCAGGCUCCGUUUCUGAAGCUGAAGAUGGGAGACGCUCUAGCAGGGGAGUGAGGUCAGCACGGGCCUCCCCUUUUAUAGUGGAGCCCAGGGCACACUCACACACGUUUGAGGGUAAAUACACACAGCCAACACAGAGGGCCAUAUGCUUUGUAACUAUACUUAGUCCAAUAAAAAGCAUUAUUAUAAAGACCAUGAGACUGAACAGGCAUGGGAUAUAUAAAAUGAUAGUAUACUAUUUUGAUGCUCCCAGAGCAUCAAACAUUAUUUUGACAACUGUGGUUCUUUAUCAGGUUUGUGUGCAGAAAAUAAACCAGGUAAUGAAGAGAUGGCUGGCAGGUCAUCUGUUGUCUCAGACGCUCACUCAGACAGACACUCGGACAGACUGCAGACGCCGUCUGAGAGCUCCAGACACAGCAGCCCAGACCCCCUGGUCACCAUGGUGACAGAGAUGUUUAUCUCUGAGGAGAACAUGAACAAGAUGGAGAACAUCCUGGACACCUGGAGUGACAAGCUCAAAGUUAGCCUGCCCUGCCUCUUUGUCUGUCUAUUUAAUGUCUGGAGAUGUAUUUUAGCUUGGCGAGAAUAGAUCCUUAUGAGGCUGUGUUCUAGGAUUAUAUUUUGUUGGCCUGAUAGAUGCGGUAAAGAGGUCAAUGGUACUCGACCAAAACAAUGGAAACACAUGGGGGAAAGAUCCCGAAUCUCCUAAUUUCCCUCCAGCAAAAUUAGCCUACAUUUAGGCUAGUGUUUAUAUGUGUAUUUCACACUAUGUUGAGGUAUAAAUUGGAGUAUAAUACUUGUAUUGAUGUCAACCCCAAUAACAUGUUCAUGUCAUCGUCACCAAUCAACUGCAUUACAGUUAAAAAACACAGACUACCAUCACCGAUUUCUCUAUGCUAGCUAUGCUGCCCACUUGUACAAACUGGAGGUAGAAUUUAGCAGUCACUUCUAAACCUGAAAAGGGUUAUGCAGCGAAAACAGCCAAAUAUAUCAAAAUUUGACUUUAGUAACCAUAUUGUGGGCCUGUAACAAUACAUCAAUCAUGACGAAUAUCCACUGUUAGAUCAGAUUUGUUGAAUGUGCGCCAAUCCGCCAUCCUUCUAUCCCCCACGGUCUGCGUUCCAUUGACCUCGUUACCGCAUCUAUAGUGCGUAUCAGAUGUCAUGUCCCUAUCAGUGAUGUGUUUCCUAAAUGAACAGGAAUUCCUCAUCUGAUUCUUGAUUUGUCAUUUGUGAUUCAGUAUCUGUAUUGUGUCAUUGAAGUGGACUGGUAUGUUUCGUGAUACUCUUUGUUAAACCAUUCCAUCCCUGUCUCCUCCCCAGGCCAACGUGCUGAUGGAGCUGAGGAAGUGGAAGCUGGCCUUCAUGGAGCAGCACAAGCUGGAGGUGAGGAAGGAGAGGGAGAAGCAUGCUGCCUGUAUAGCAGGCCUCACUGCAGAAAUGGACAGCCUGAAGGAACUGCUCCACACCUACGAGACCUCCAACCACAGGAAGGACGAGGUACGCAGUCUACACAGACACGCAUCACACACAUAUCAUACCACACUCACUUCUGCACCACACACACACUACAGGUAGGGUCUUACCUAUGUAAAGACAGUCAUACAAUUGUCUUCAACAGUGUUGGUGUGUUAUGAUGAAUUGAGUGUGUGAGGCAUCGUGUGUGUGUGUGACUUCUAUUGUUUUGCUUGUAGGUGAUAGUGAACCUGAGCCAGGCGGUGGACAGACAGAGGGAGAGGCUGGAGCUGAUGAGGACCUUCACCCACUGGAGACUGCAGCACAGCGAAGCCAGGGAGGAGGUGAGAGACAGGGGGAGAGGGUUCUCCCUCAUAGGAUACUAGGGGGUAGAUGAGAUGGGGAGCAGUGGGUACGGGACACACGUAUACGGCACACUGCAUCUUAAUGUCUAUUUUCACCCCUUUACUUUAACCACGGAAUUAGUUACACAUAUCUUAUCUGUGAAAUGAAUGUCAUAGCAUCCUUGGUGAACUGUACCUUUAAGCGUUGACAGUACUCUAGCAGGGUUAUGCAAAUCCUGAAUCUCUGCAUGGUUAACUGACACAUGCAUUACCAUGUCAUAUCACAUUGAACAUGCAUACAUUACGUUUUCACACGUAGAUUUUCCACUUAUGAUUCUUUAUUCCGUGUAGUAUUAUUGGUCCGGUGCCUGAUAUUCAUGGGUUAAAUAAGUGAUAUUUGCAUCCAUGUGACAGUAUUUAAUACAUCGUUUUUCACUAAAUAUCUAAAGUGUAGAAAAUCCCAAGUUCUUUCCUGUUAAAAUGUGUAGGUUUGAUUCCUGUGUGUAGCAGAGUCAUUCUAAGCAUUCCUCCUCCUGUCCCUUGUCUGUCCUGCUGUCCCAUGUGUCCCGUCCCCCCCCCCUCUCUCCAGGCCCACAGUGCCCAGCUGGCAGAGCAGCACUACCGUCUGCAGCUGAAGAGGAAGGUGUGGGCAGGCUGGCACGCCCUGGUCCAGGGGAGCUGGAAGGACAAGGUGGAGAAGGCGUGCCGCUCCCGGGCAGAGGAGGUCUGUGUGCGCCUGUCAGCUGACUAUGAGGACAAGAUGGCAGAGGUAAGGAGGAAGGAAGAGCUACACACACAGGUUACUACAUAGAGUAGGCCUAUACAGUUCCAACCAUACAAUUACAUAUGAUCUCUGGUUCCAGCACUCUGAAAAGAAGAAGACAGUUUCACAUGAGCACAGAACAGUAGCUAGCUACACUUACUGGACAACCGAGAAACGGAAUAAACAUUGUCUUACAUAAAUAGUGUCAUUCACUAUACUGCAUAGUUCUGCAGACCUGACACCUUUCAGCAUUUUAAAUGGCAAAUAUACCUUUUUGAAGUUUUUUCUGGAAGUCGGGCUGUGUGAAGAGAUUUUAAUAAUGAUGAAUAAUUGCAGCACUAAAGCAGUGAGUGAGCCUGAUUGAUGGAGGCUGCAGUUAAAGCCCAGUGAAAGAGAGGAGCUAGAGCAGCGAGUGGGCCUAGCACGCAGAGAGAGAGGGGGGAGGUAGGGAUGGAGGGAGAGGGAGGAAUAUCGACAGUUCCAUAGAUGUGUAGAGCAGUGGAGGCUGCUGAGGGGAGAACAGCUCAUAAUAAGGACUGGCACGGAGCAAAUGGAAUGGUAUCAAACACAUGGAAACCAUGGGUUUUGAUGUAUUUGAUACCAUUCCAUCAAUUCCGCUCCAGCCAUUACCACGAGCCCGUUCUCCACAGUUAAGGUGCCACCAACCUCCUGUGGUGUAGAGACAGUGUAGGAAAGGCUCAUAGGCCUAGCAAAAAGAGAGAGGGGAUAAAGAGAGGGAUACUGGAGUGGGAGAGAGGAAUGGCAUAGAGUUAUUGGCAGAACUGUAGACGUGCAGAGAAAGAGUAGAGCUAGAACAGAACACAGCCUAUCUCAGCACAGAGAGAGAUAGAUGGUUAUUACAGUGAGAGAGAGGAAUUGCAGCUUAGAGGAGCAGAGAGAGUAGGUGGUCUGUUUAGAGUUAGAGAUGUGAAACAAGCUUCCAUUCAACCUCAUUCCUCAGUUACAAUCUAGCCAGUCCUCUUAAUUAUGUUUUCCCCAAUGUGACCUUUGCAUUUUAAUUAAAGUACGGUUAACAGUGAUGAUAAAUUAAUGAAUCCCUCUCUCUCCUUCUCUCCCCCCCUCCUCUCUCCUUCCCUCUCUCUCCUUCCUUUCCCUCGCCCUCUGUGUAGCACGUGGCAGCGGUGGAUGCUGCCCAGGCUGAGAUCCAGAGGCUGCACUCAGAGAAGGAGCGUUAUGAGGAGUCCAUGAAGAAGGCCUUUAUGAGGGGCGUGUGUGCCCUCAACAUGGAGGCCCUCAGCAUGUUCCACACUGGAGAGGGACGCACGGAGCACGACCUGCACGGUUAGUAACACGCACACACGGCUCUGUCAACAAAAACUAUGUUCCUGACACUUUAAUUCAUAGAACAGAUUGUUAAAAUAAGUUAAUUAUACUAGGGAUGGGCAAGAGUAAUCCAGUACCCGAACGGACGUCAAAACUCAAUCUUUAACCAGAGAUUAUGAUUUUUUUUUUUCAAAACUAUGAAAUAACACAUAUGGAAUCAUGUAGUAACCAAAAAAGUGUUAAACAAAUCAAAAUGUAUUUUAGAUUCUUCAAAGUAGCCACCCUUUGCCUUGAUGACAGCUUUGCACACUCUUGGCAUUCUCUCAACCAGCUUCAUGAGGUAGUCACCGGGAAUGCAUUUCAAUUAACAGGUGUGCCUUGUUAAAAGUUAAUUUGUGGAAUUUAUUUCCUUCUUAAUGCAUUAUACCACCCCGACAGUCCAUCAUUACUUUAAGACAUGAAGGUCAGUAAAUAUGGAACAUUUCAAGAACUUUUAAAGUUUCUUCAAGUGCAGUCGCAAAAACCAUCAAGCGCUAUGAUGAAACUGGCUCUCAUGAGGACCGUGACAGGAAUGGAAGACCCAGAGUUACCUCUGCUGCAGAGCAUUUAGCAAUUAGGAUUUAUCUGUAAUGGUUAUGAUCUAACUAGGCAUUGUUGCCCACUGUUGGCAUAUAGAUAAAUGCACACAUUUUCUUCCAGUGCGGGCCUUGUGUUAUAAAAAUAUAUUUUUUCCCCAUUCGAGUACUCGAACAGUCCAUAAAUGUCUAAUGCCCACCCCUAUAUUAUAUCACCUCCCCCAGUUGUAUCUGAUCAAGCCACACAUUCAGUUUAUUAGCCUAUUGGUUAGGCUCUGUUACCCUAAAACACAGACACUAGUUGUGCAGUCUGCUGUUAUUGACACUUUGGCUCCUUGCGUGAUGAUGGUAAAUCUUAGAAAAUGCUGACUGAGUGGUGCUCUGUGGAGGUUGUAACCUUGGUGUGGCGGUCGUCGUCCACAAAUGCAUGUAUGAGAUUUUAGGGAUUCCGCUUGAACUAAAAGAGUGGUUCUAGUUUCUGUUUCAACACAUACAUUUAUCUGUGUAUUAAUUGAGUUUUGUCAUUUUUGGGGGGGUAAUCUAAUUCACAUUUUCUCAUCGGAAUAAUCUGGAAUGUCAUACGGUAAUUUGUCUCUUAUUUUACAACUGACAGGGCCACUGUCUGCAAAUGACAGAAUGUGAUUUAUGUUGGUCAGAUGUGAUUCUACUGGGUUUAUUUGAUUAGCAGCUUUCUGGUGUCCAGUCAUGAAGCUGGUCUGGCUUCAGAACAUAAGCCUGUGUACAGAUUAUUAUAUUACUGUUUUUAUUGGUCUUUCCUCUGUAGAUGCUCCACCCCCUCGGGAUGAUCCUGGCACCGGCUCAUUGGCCCGUCUCCAGCCAAGGCCUGCCUCCUCCACUCGGUUCAGCCCGGUCCACUUUGACCCCCCUGUUCCACCGUCCCAGAGUGAUGCAGAGGAGACAGUGAGACGCUGACACACACACACCCUGGUUACAGUCUAUAUAUGCAAUGGUUUUCACUACUACUAUGGAUCAGGUUCCACCAUCAUUAAACAUCAUAUUGUCACAUCAGUUGCUGCCAUUGUAUUUAUUCUUUCUCAAGACUAAACAUUUUCUCACUAACAGUAUUUCAUAAUUACCUCUACACAAUGUUCAGUCACAGCCUGUCUGGAGUUACUGGUUUAUGACUGCUGACUCCUCAAACACACACGAGGCCACUGUGUGAUACAAUGGAUAGACCUGUUAUAUUUACAGGGCUUCAGUUUGUCUAAUUCCUUCAUCUCCUUUCCUGUGUAUGGGCUUCUGCCCGCACUCUUAAUAUCUGCCCACUCACUCACUCUCUCCGUCAGGUGGGUUCCAGUGCUCCAGUCUCCAGGGCUGGGGUGUUCCCCUCCACCACGGUGGUCCACAGCACCCUACCACCAGGGGGCACUGCAAGCUCCCACAGACAGGUUAGUACUAGCGUUGAUGAUGGUCUAUUGCACUGGGAGCUUAUCAUGGCUAUGUCCUGAUUCUCUACCCCGCUCCUAAAGUGUGCACUUGCACACUUUCUGUCAUGGAUGUACAAUCAUUAGAUUGGUGUAAUCAUUGGUUAGAGGGAGUUUCAGCCAUUGUUAAAUCCAUGAUGGGAAGUGUUUGAGAAAAGGGUGUCAACUACUGUCUGGUUACUGUUACCUUUUCUCACCCUUUAUCAAACAAUGUGAAAGGUCACGUGUAUUUAUUGACUGUUCCUUAAUGAUCAUCAUUUGUAUCAGGUCAGUACACGGGUGAUCACAUCGGGUCAACAGAAAGCCUCCAAAACCGUGACCGCUCGCAUCACGGCACGUGCCGACCUCCGCGCUCCCAGCUCCGUCCGUGCUCCCAGCAACCUCCAGGUCAUGGGUGUGGCUCCUCCCAUGAGCUCUGUCAUCGUGGAGCGCCAUCACCCCGUCACACAGGUACACCAUCAUCACCAAACAUGUCUAUUUUACGAUUAACCAAAAUAACCAAACAACAAGUUGAUUUAUGAUCUGUAGAAACACCUUCGCUGAGCAGGCCUCAACCUGUCUCACUUAUCACUCUCUUUCUCUCUCCUAGCUCACGGUGGGUCAGGCCACAGCAGCUAAGUUCCCCCGCUCCUCCUCCUCUCAACAGGGCCAGGGCCCCUCCAGCAGCAAGAGUUCCUCCAGAACACACUCCGCCUACCACAUACACUCUAUCAAAGUGGUUGAGUAA